This is a messenger RNA of Symbiodinium sp. CCMP2456, 597 nucleotides long. The record is from the annotation of a GenBank genome assembly. NCBI's taxonomy places the organism in Eukaryota, Dinophyceae, Suessiales, Symbiodiniaceae.
AUGGCCGGCAAAGGAAGGUACUGCCCGGUCACCCUCGACUCUGCUUCGGAUUCCUCGGGGACGACUUGUACAUUUGAUGAAGCUUGCGUUUGUGCCAACUCCUCUCAUGUAAGGGAGCUGGUGAACGUCAGCCUUGAAGGGCAGCCUUGCUAUGCCUGCGAGCCAGAGAGGCUUCCUGCAUGUACUGAGGCAUCCGACCAGUGCACACCAGAAGCCUGCGAGUGCGGCAACUCCAUGACACAUGUCAGGCAGAAUGCCACCACAGUUGAUGGCGCUAUUUGCUUCUAUUGCGAGCCCCGGAAUGGUUCCUGGCAGUUCGGGCGGAAUGAGGCCGUAGUCGUAGGCAUCCUGAUUCUGAUGCUGGUGCUUUGGAUCUCUGGCCGCCGGCACGCUACAAGCGCGCGUAGCACGCUGCGCCUCCCACGUCGGCAAGGGGAUCGCCACCGAGCCAUCCGUGUUCAGCAGGAGCCGCUGAGGUUCUACGAGGAGAUCUUGCUGACGGUUGGCGACGCCUUUGAUGCCUUGGUGGAUGGCGCAUGGUCACUGGUCGCCUGGACCUGGACCAAGCGAGGAUCUGUGCCGUGCCUUCUGUGCUGA